CGUGUCCCCACAGACGUGUCCCCCGUGGUGGCCGGGCUCAUCGGCGCGACCGUCCUGGUGGUCUCCGUCUCGGUCACGGUGUUUGUGUGGACAUGCUGUCACCAGCAGGCCGAGAAGAAGCACAAAACCCCCCCCUAUAAGUUCAUCCACAUGCUGAAAGGCAUCAGCAUCUACCCCGAGACCUUGAGCAACAAGAAGAAAAUCAACCGGCUGCGCCGAGACAAGAGCGGGACCCCCAAGGAGGCCGCGCGGGGGAACCUCCUGGUGGAAGCGGCCGAGUCGGGGCUGGCGGGCCCCGACAAGGCCCCGGCCGUGCCCGCCGCGGCCCCCCGGGUCGAGCAGCUCCCCAUCCAGGUGGAUUACGGGGACGAACUCAGCCCGGACCGGAGCCUCACCCCGGCGGGCAGCAAAACCUCCUCGCCGUCCUCGCCGGGCGACGACGUGACGCUGGGCGAGCUGACCUUCUUGGUGGACUACAACUUCCCCAAAAAGGCCCUGGUGGUCACCAUCCAGGAGGCCCGCGGGCUGCCCGUGAUGGACGAGCACACGCAGAGCUCCGACCCCUACAUCAAGAUGACCAUCCUGCCCGACAAGAGGCACCGCGUGAAGACCCGGGUGCUGCGCAAGACGCUGGAGCCGGUGUUCGACGAGACCUUCACCUUCUACGGGAUCCCCUACAGCCAACUGCAGGACCUGGUGCUGCACUUCCUCGUGCUCAGCUUCGACCGCUUCUCCCGCGAUGACGUGAUCGGAGAGGUCGUGGUGCCCCUGGCCGGCGUCGACCCCAGCACCGGCAAAGUGCAGCUCACCAGGGAGAUCCUCAAGAGGAACAUCCAGAAGUGCCUGAGCCGGGGGGAGCUGCAGGUGUCCCUGUCCUACCAGCCCGUGGCGCAGAGGAUGACUGUGGUGGUGCUGAAGGCCCGGCACCUGCCAAAGAUGGACAUCACCGGCCUCUCAGGUAGAAGCUAUUUUCUCCAGCUUGGAAUUUUUCUUUGGAAACCCCCCCCCGCCCCACUACUUCCCGACCUCCAGGUUCACCCUGUUCCCGUUUGAGCCGUGGGAAUUCCUGGGUUUGCCUCCUGAACUCCUUGUGGGGGAUACAGAGCGUUCCCGCUGGUUCCUUACGGACAAUUUAAGGAUGAAAAUCACUUUUAGGGAGAAUCCCAGGAUCCCAGAGAGGUUUGGGAUGGAAGGGACCUCAAAGAUCAUCUUGUUCCAAACCAAAAUCCACUGGGAUUUGAGCUCCUAAAACCGUCACACCCAAAAUUCAGUGGGUUUGGAGCUCAUAAAACACCCAGUCCCAAAAUCCAGUGGGAUUUGAGCUCCCAAACCUCUCACACCCAAAAUCCAGUGGGAUUUGAGCUCCCAACCCCCAGAUCCAAAGUGCCCGGACAGGGGGUUGCACCCAAAUCCUCUCCCUGUUCUGGGAGAACAAAGGGUUGGAGAUUCCCAGGUUGGUUUGGGAAAGGCAGGGUUUUCCAAAGGCCACCAGAUCUCCCUCAGGGUGGAUCCAGGACGGGCUGGAUCCGUGGGAUGAGAGCAUGGGAUCCACGGGCUGGAGCACGAGGAUUCCGUGGGAUCCUAGCAUUGCUGGAUCAGGAUGGGGUGGCCCAGCAGGAGCAGGGAGGGGGUUCCUGGCACCAUCCCAUGGGAUCCUGGGCUGGAUCAGGGCUGGGAGGGGAUUCCUGGCACCAUCCCAUGGGAUUCUGGGCUGGAUCAGGGAUUGGAGGGGGUUCCUGGCACCAUCCCAUGGGAUCUUGGGCUGGAUCAGGGAUGGAAGGGCAUUCCUGGCACCAUCCCAUGGGAUCCUGGCAUUGCUGGAUCGGGAAUGGGGUGGCCCAGCAGGAGCAGGGAGGGAUUUCCUGGCACCAUCCCAUGGAUUCCUGGCAUUGCUGGAUUG
Molecule: messenger RNA, 1900 nt
Organism: Lepidothrix coronata (blue-crowned manakin)
Lineage: Eukaryota; Metazoa; Chordata; Aves; Passeriformes; Pipridae
Gene: SYT11
Product: synaptotagmin 11
Exons: 2
Biological process (GO): calcium-ion regulated exocytosis; cellular response to calcium ion; vesicle fusion
Cellular component (GO): membrane; axon; synapse
Molecular function (GO): phosphatidylserine binding; calcium ion binding; clathrin binding
Source: RefSeq, a predicted model, not a curated record